This is a messenger RNA of Chilo suppressalis (striped riceborer), 4352 nucleotides long. The record is from the annotation of a GenBank genome assembly. NCBI's taxonomy places the organism in Eukaryota, Metazoa, Arthropoda, Insecta, Lepidoptera, Crambidae.
GGAGUGAGUGUGCUCAUUUACUGUAAGUAAUUAAGCACUAAGUAUGUGAUAUUUAGCCUUACAAUUUAUUUCACUAGAAUAAAUUAUGGCCACGAUCAUUGGAACCGGUGCGGUGGAAUCUAUAUUUACGAAAACAAAUCCAGUAGGUACUUCAUCUUUUCCGAAGUCAAACGUGAGACGGUGUGACACCGCUCGGUGAAUGCAUGCGAGCUAGUGACCAAGCCAAGCCGGCCUAUUACACAAUACAACAGGCAGUGGCAGUGCCUCCUCAAACGCGCGUGAGUGAUGCCGCAUUUCCCGCGCAUUUUGUUGCCAUAGACACAGGAAGCGAAAAGCUUACAAUGCGGUGGUUAGCAGCUUUAUUCGUAUUAGCUGCGCUUGCACACGCUGAUGAGACAUGCUUGUCAGUAGACGAGGAGCCAUACUUUCUCUUCGGCACCAAAACUGCUUAUAUCUUUGCCAACAGGGGCCUUUCUAACAACAACAGAGCUCAUGAAAUUCCAGGCUGCGAACCCAUUGCGUUCUGGCUACUGAGCAGGCCCGGCUCCACCUUACCCGAGCAUGGCGAGAUGGAUGCGCUGCGCAACCUCGCCGACCUCAAGCAAAACAUCGCAGACAAUUAUCGCAACCAGAAUUUCAGAAAUACUAAUCGCCGUAUCUGCACAUCGGACCUGAACCUCUUAGAGCAAUGGUCGUGGAACCCUCGACACAAUGUUACCUUCGCGGGGGACCUCACCAGCGACGGGUACAUCAACACCCAAGGACUGGCGCAAGCCUGGAAGCAGAAGUACCCCGGUCUGCUCAACGACAACAGAUAUAACUACUUGUUCAAGUACGUGAACGAUAAGCUGUCCAGUACAACUUUCAAGGCUUUCACAGAGGGACUGUUUAGGACUCAGGCUGACGGACUCGAUUUGCCCAAAGAAAACGACGAAAAACUACUCAGGCCGUACCAAUUCUGCGAUUCUUGGAAGAAAAAUGUCGAGAACAACAAAGAAACAUUAGCGCAGAGAGAGAUAUUCGAGUCCAAAUUAGAAUACAAGCAAAUGGUGACUAACAUAUCUCAGCGGCUAGGUUUCAACUACGAUGUUGAACCAACAACAAUCCGCAAUAUGUACCAGAUGUGUCGAUACAACAAGGCAUGGGAAGUCGCACAAGUCUCACCUUGGUGUUCCGUAUUCACUCGUGAAGACCUCCGAAGAUUGGAAUACGCCGAAGACUUAGAAACGUAUUACAAAUACGGACCCGGCACUGAUCUCAACAAGAAGGUCGGCUGCGCUCACAUCAAGGAUAUGAUUGACUUCUUUAAAAACCACACCCAAAAUGAAAUGCCUCUGCAGCCGCGAACAGUGAUACAGUUCGUAGAAUUAGCAUCCAUUUUGUUGACCGUAAACGCGAUGGGUGCCCGAAAUGACGCGGCACCGCUUACUGGAGACAAUUACCAUACGGCAGCCGUACAAGCCAGGAAAUGGACCAAUUCUAUAAUGACGCCUUAUAAUGCUAACUUAGCAGCUGUGUUGUACAAGUGCACACUGAACGGCAACUUCGGAAUAAACGACCGAUACCAAGUGUUGUUCCUAGAGAACGAGAAGCCUAUAUCUUUGGACGGUUGUCGAGUUGGUCUCUGUAAUUGGUCACACGUAACUAAAACACUGGGCGCGAUUGCAGACGCCUGUGACUUGCAGUCAUGCAAUCACGCGACGACAUUAAACAAUUACUUUGGUAUAAGUUUGGCGGUAGGUUUUCUCGUUAUCAGACUGGUUGCUUUUUAAAAGGUUUGACUCUAGUGUUUAAGUGUACUGUGUGCUACGUGGUUUUUGAUUUAAAGUAUUAGAUGUGAUUAAAAGAUGGAGUGAAAUAAUUCGAUUCGAGAAUUUGCAAACAUAACAUGAAAAGCCUAUGGUUAAAUCUAACACUAUUUAUGGAAAAGCAAUAAAGUUGGUAAAAAGGAAUCUCUGAAAUGAUUAUUAGUAUUUUGAAAAUUCUUUCACAAUAUGUAAUUCAAAAUGCAAUAGAUACUCACAUUUACCCUAAUUAAUAAACGAAGACUACGCUUGGAUUAGUAAAUCCAUGUUUUGACUUUGUCUAUUGAACGACAAAAUUAAAUAGCAUUUGAGUGACAUGAACAAAACACGGCGUAACUAGUCUAAGCUUUUCCUUGUUUAUUUAAUAAGGGUUUUAAUAAUCUACUACUGCUGUGAGGAAGAAGUAUUUAUUGGUACAGCUGCCUAGGUAUGCUUUUUUAAUGUGUAACAUCUUUCCUUUCGCGUUCCUGCAAUUUGUGGGAGUGAUUUCGUGAAAUGGGACGGAAGUGUGUUACAGGAAGUCGCGAAAGCGCGCGCUAUUUGAUUUGAUUUUAGAACAUAAUGUUCAAAUGGCUUAUUCCUUUUGUAGUCGGUUUUAUUUCUUUUUUUACUAAUUAUUAUAAGGUGAGGUUUCAAAUAUUACACAUCAUACACGACUAUUGUAAGGCAAGCUUGUUUUUUGUAACGUAAUAUCGAAAUAUUGCUGUAUUUUUCGUGUCAUCGUUGAACAUAAUUGUAUUGUAGUAGUGGACUUGAUACGCCAAAGUUAUAGAUAGAUGUAACAAUAAUUUUCCGACGAUAUUAAGUGCUGGCCACUAAAUAAUAUAGAGAAAAAAUUAACAACCAAACAACGUUUACAGAGGAAGUUAUUUAUUUAAGUAGGUACCUAUGCGAAAGUGUUUUGUCUGAUAUGAACAAUUAUGUGUAGAUCUGAUACAUAUGUUUCUACUUAAUGGUUGUUUUGUUACACCGUUUUUCUUUAAAUAUUUUUUUAUCUGCUUAAUAUAGGUAUAGUGUAAGUUUAAUCAUUCUUAUUUGUUUUCUUUUUUAAUUAGGUAAGUUUUAUGGUUAAUUUUGAAAUGAUUUUAUCGUCAAUAAUAAAAUGUAUUUUUUAUUAAUGGGUUUUACAUUGUUAACAAAUGCCUGUACUAUAUAUAUAAUGCACUUGUGCAGACACCUUAAUUACAUAAACACCAUUAAGUGCAUUAAAGUUUUAUAUUAUUAAAAUCGCGUGUUUAUACUCUGCUCAUGGAAAGUAGUGGAUCGCUUUCUUUAUUUCGCUCAAAAAAAUCCAGAAUGGAAAACUGCUUGACACAAGUAAGCUGGGGAUUAUCAUUGGCCGAAGUAACGAAGCCAUGGCUGUAUUGUUAGUUUAUUUGGCACAGCCCUAACGACGCUACUCUGGUUAUUGACAAAAUUAAUACCUUUAGCUUGUUCCCGACAGUAUAUACCACUUUGUAGCAUUUAGAUGUAGUUAAGUCAUUAAUAUAAUUCUAUUUAUUGUGAUACUGAUAAGUACUUACUUUUAUAUUAUUUUUCUUCUACUUACACAAUCACCAAGGUCUCGUUUAUUUAUAAUCAUGUUCUUUUAUACUUAUUUUAAUCAUGGAUAGGUACAAAAUGAUAUGCGUUUGCCUGUUGUACUCUCAGAUUACAGAACAAAAGGCAGAUGAAGCACCAGGUAUAGGUACAAGCAAAGUGAGGCUCGCAAGCAACUAGCUGUGUGCACGACAACGCUGUACGAAUACGUACCCUUUAAUUGUUUUAGUGUGCGUGUAAUGUUGCCAGGGUCCAAGAAAACACCCGCUUUUUUGUUUCAAUUGGGGUUUUUUUUUAAUGUAUUUUUGUUUUUUUAUUUUCACUACCUACUAUUAGUUAGAUGAUAAAAUUAAAAAGGGAUUUCAAAUGAAUUCAUGUUUUUACGGUUUUACUUCUGUAAUCUGAGGUUGUAUUGUACUAUUAAGAGCAUCAAGCGUUGUUUACAAUUAUUAGCAUACUUACUUUAUAAUAAUUUACCGUGUCAGAAAUCUAAAUAGCGAUCAACGAUCAAAAUAAAUACUUAUUGUACUCCCGGACACAUAUAUACACCUAACAUUUUAAUUUUUGUCAGUCCCUCGCUUAUAAUUAAUUGUUACAUAGAGCAAAAGUUUUUUAGUUUAGUUUACAGUUUUAAACUAAUUUAUAAACCAUAUUUAACGUGUUUUUAAAAAUAUAUUAUUAUUGCUUAAUCUAACAUAUAAUGCGAUUCAACUAAGAAUAGGAUCGACUGGGCGCCAUUUUGUGAUGUCAAAUCUGUCAAUUGAAACAAAAUAGGUAGAGUGAGCAAUAAAAGUUUUUCUUCGAUAAAACUUAUUUACUAAGAUUAAGUGAGAAAAAACAUCAGAUUUUAUUAAUAAGUUUUAUUUACUAGGAUUGAGAAAAAAAUACACCGAUUUUUAAUAACAUUUAUGACUGUGUGAGUAAAAAUUUUAAUCGGAAUCUAGCUCUUCAAUUCCGCUCAGCUCAGCAUAACUACCGGAGUUGUCAUCGUCGUCAUGUUUGUUUUUU